Messenger RNA from Arabis nemorensis, 540 nucleotides. Lineage: Eukaryota; Viridiplantae; Streptophyta; Magnoliopsida; Brassicales; Brassicaceae. The record is from the annotation of a GenBank genome assembly.
AUGUAUUUUGAAGCUUUGAAUCAGCGAGCAGUAGCAGUAGUGGUAGAUCCAAUUCAAAGUGUCAAGGGCAAAGUGGUGAUUGAUGCAUUCCGCUCGAUAAAUCCACAGACCAUCAUGCUUGGUCAAGAACCACGUCAAACAACAUCAAACCUGGGGCACCUGAACAAACCAUCAAUCCAGGCCUUGAUUCAUGGAUUGAACAGACACUAUUACUCCAUAGCCAUUAAUUAUAGAAAGAACGAACUUGAGGAGAAGAUAUUAGUCAACCUCCACAAGAAGAAAUGGGCAGAUGGUCUGAAUCUAAAACGAUUUGACACUCACUCUAAGACUAAUGAACAGACCGUCCAGGAGAUGUUGAGCUUGGCAGUCAAAUACAACAAGACGGUACAAGAGGAGGAAGAGUUAUCGCCUGAGAAACUGGCGAUCGUGAAUGUGGGAAGACAAGACGCGAAGAAGCAUUUAGAAGAACAUGUCUCCAACUUGAUGUCAUCAAACAUUGUUCAGACUGUAGGCACUAUGCUCGACACCGUUGUCUUCUAG